CAGUAACCUGGACCUCUUCCUCUUCACCCUCAUCGCCGGCCUCAUCAUCUACUGGUUCAUGUCCCGCAAGAAGGCCGAGCCCAUCCCCGAGUUCAAGAAGCUCGACCAACCGUAUAACCAAUGAUGAGAUGGCACGUGGGUACCUACUUCUAUAAACCAAUGAGGAGAUGGGAGAGGCGGCAGGAUUUGCAGCGCAAUCUGCGUCUCAAAUAGAACUGACUUCUAUUUUAGCCCUUGGCAACGCAGACGCUCGUUGGCGCGCGCGAGCAGUAUUGGUACAAUAAUUGAAUAAUAUAGAUUUCUACAUUUAUUUUGCAACACUUCGCGCAGGCGACGCGAGCGGUGUAGUCAGCCUGUAACGUUCCUACAGCGAACAGAGGUCAGUGAGUCACUCUUGACUGUUGGCAUAUUUUCUUUCAACACGGCUUGUGCGUUAAUCUGUUAGCUAGCAGAGAUUGGCUGUGGUGAAGUGGUAACGGAGGUCGACUUGAAACUACGGUAGACGGCUAACGUUACAGGCUGACUACACCGCUCGCAUCGCUCCCAACCCCUGGAACAGAGUCGUUUUGACACAGAAACAGCUCAGCAAGAUCAGCUCAUCUUGGGUCAAACUGCAGUUCUUCAUGGUUAUCUCCAGGACUUUCAGUCCCUUUUUGACCAAGUACCAGAUUGACGAGCCAGUGAUGCCACUCCACUGCAAAGAGUUGAUAAUGUCUGCUGAGGCGUUCUGUCAAGAGGGAGCUCCUCCAGGACAUUGCAGAUGAUCAGACUGGAUGUCGCUGACCAAAAUAUUUGGGCCCGCCCGAAGGAAGUUGACAUAGGCUUGGGUGCCGAGUCAGUCCUCAAGGUAAUGUGGGAACUUCCUAUCCCUUGAGGCCAAAAGUAAGCACUUCCUCUCUUUCCGGCCCACAGAGACGAGGCUGGAUGUGUUCCUGUAUGGCUUCCUCAGCAAAAUCAUACCCUGAGCUUUGGGGUUUCUGUAAGAAGCUUCUUCUGUCCCAUGGGCAGGCAGCUGUCGAGAGAGGCUUCUCCAUAAAUCCAUAAUUUGGCAGUACGCCCAACCGGCCUCACAACCGCAGACCAUGUGUAACCACGCCAACCAAGGACCUCCACAUCCAGCUUCUUCACCUGCGGGAUUGUCUGACACGAGCCACCUGGACAGCUGAUGAAACUGACUGUAAUACAGCCUUUAUGUGGGGGAAAACUAAUUCUGAUUGGCUGGGACUGGCUCCCCCAAUGGGUGAGCUUAUGUGUUUCCAGGCCCACCCAUGGCUGCACCCCUGCCCAGUCAUGUGAAAUCCUUAGCCUAAUGAAUUGACUGAUUUCCUUAUAUGAACUGUAACGCAGUAAAAUCGCUAGUUGUUGCAUGUUGCGUUUAUUUUUGGUAAGUAUAUUUUGAGCCCUCUAUGGAAAGAUGUGAGACUCACAAGUAUGAUGUUUUCUGUUUUGCUCGUAUGAAGUUGAUACAUCCGAUCUGCCAACUUCUGUCUAUCUAAACCGUUUGGGCUACACACUAAUAUGACCCCUCUGUGGAAAGGAGCGUCGCUCACUAACAUGUGGUUUGCUCUAGGAUGCCCACAAGCCUCACAAGACUAGUCUGAAGGUAGCCGGUAAGCAGUAAGAAAAAUUAUGGAAGUGAAUAUAUGAAGAUAGUUCCGUGCCUAAAAUAAUGUGUUAAAUGCAUCAAAGCAUUAUUUUUUUCUCAGAUAUAGGACAGGCACUUCAGAUCAAACUUCAUUUUACAUUUUUUGGGGGUGGGAUGACUGUCUUUAUCCAUUUAUAAAGCUGUUGUUCAAUACAUUUCUAUGGACUAAGCAAUAAGGCCAAAUUCAAUGUUUCAUCAAAUAAUUGUUAAAUAUAUUUUUUUAAUAUACCUUAAUUAAGUGCCUAAAACUACAAAUCAAAUGGCUAAAUGAACCUUGCUAUGACCGUCUUGUGUCAUUGAGUACACCUACAGCACCCGAUGUCUCAGGAAGGCCAAAAAGAUCAAGGACAUAAAUCGCCUGAGCCACGGCCUGUUCACCCCGCUAUCGUCCAGAAGGCGAGAGCACCUUCUACUCGAGAGACUAGUUUUAUUGAGAAGAUGAAGAAAACAGGUAGGAACAUUGUGGUAUUCUACGGCUCUCAGACAGGCACGGGCGAGGAGUUUGCCAACCGGCUGUCCAAAGACGCCCAGCGCUACGGUAUGAAGGGUAUGGCUGCCGACCCCGAAGAAUACGACAUGUGUGAGCUGUCCCGUCUGGCUGAGAUUGACAACUCCCUGGCCAUCUUCUGCAUGGCCACGUACGGAGAGGGAGACCCCACGGACAAUGCCCAGGACUUCUAUGACUGGCUGCAGGAGAGUGAUGGGGAACUGAAUGGAGUCAACUACACAGUGUUUGCGUUGGGUAACAAGACAUAUGAACACUACAAUGCCAUGGGAGCGUAUGUGGACAAGAGGCUGGAGGAGCUGGGAGCCAAGAGGGUCUUCGACCUGGGCAUGGGAGACGACGACGGCAACCUGGAGGAGGACUUUGUGACAUGGAGGGAGCAGUUCUGGCCAGCCAUGUGCGAGCACUUUGGAGUGGAGGCUUCAGGAGAGGACUCCAGCAUUCGUCAGUACGAGCUCAAGGAGCACAAUGACAUCAACAUGAACAAGGUGUACACAGGAGAGUUGGGGUGUCUGAAGAGCUUUGAGACCCAGAAACCGCCUUUUGAUGCAAAAAACCCCUUCCUGGCUCCAGUCAUUGUUAACCGCAAGCUCAACAAAGCAGGCAACAGGCAUCUCAUGCACCUUGAAGUCGACAUUACAGGCUCCAAGAUUAGAUAUGAGUCGGGAGACCACGUUGCCGUAUAUCCCACCAAUGACACAGCAAUCGUGAACAAGCUUGGACAGAUCCUUGGCGUGGACCUUGAUACGGUUAUUUCUCUCAAUAACCUUGAUGAGGAGUCCAAUAAGAAGCACCCAUUCCCUUGCCCCACCACCUACCGUACGGCUCUGACCCACUACCUGGACAUCAUCCAUCCGCCUCGCACCAACGUCCUGUACGAGCUGGCCCAGUACGCCACCGACCCCAAGGACCAGGAGAACAUGCACAAGAUGGCCUCGUCUGCUCCCGAGGGCAAGGCUCUGUACCAGAGAUUUGUGCUGGAAGACAACAGGAACAUCCUGGCCAUCCUGGAGGAUCUGCCAUCCUGGAGGCCUCCCAUCGACCACUUGUGUGAGCUCAUGCCCCGCCUGCAGGCCCGCUACUACUCCAUUGCCUCCUCCUCCAAAGUCCACCCCAAUAGCAUCCACAUCUGUGCUGUGCUAGUGGAGUACACGACUAAAACGGGGCGCCUCACCAAGGGAGUGGCCACCACUUGGCUGAAGAACAAACUGGUUGCGGACAACGGCCACAAGUCCACGGUCCCCAUGUACAUCCGCAAGUCCCAGUUCCGCCUGCCCUUCAAGGCCAGCAACCCAGUCAUCAUGGUCGGUCCUGGGACCGGCAUCGCUCCCUUCAUGGGCUUCAUCCAGGAGCGAGGGUGGCUGAAACAGCAAGGCAAGGAGGUGGGGGAGACGGUCUUGUACUUUGGCUGCAGGCACAAGAACGAGGACUAUCUGUACCAGGAGGAGUUGGAGGACGCUGAGAAAACGGGUGUCAUCACGAAGCUCAACGUCGCUUUCUCUCGGGACCAGGAGCAAAAGGUAUACGUGCAGCAUCUCCUGAGGACCAACAAGGAGGACCUGUGGAGGCAGAUCCACACAGACAACGCACACAUAUACAUCUGCGGGGAUGCGCGGAACAUGGCCAGGGAUGUGCAGACAGCUUUCUAUGAGAUAGCAGAGGAGCUGGGCGGCAUGACACGCACUCAGGCCACCGACUACAUCAAGAAACUGAUGACCAAGGGACGGUACUCGCAGGACGUCUGGAGCUAAAACCCCUAGGAUCCAACCACAUCCUAUAUUUGUUUGCAUUGUUAUUUGUGCCAGUUUGUGUCAGUAAUGGUUAUAAUGGGUCACCAACCCUGGUACUGGAGAGCUACCGGGUGUGCCGGCUUUUGUUUCCGCCAAGCACAAAAACGUCUGAUUCUAUUGAUUGGCUUAUCAUCAUGACCUUGAUUAGUUCAGAUGGGUGUGUUUGUGCCGUGUUGGAAUAAAAGCCUACACACCCUGUAGCUCUCCGGGACCAAGAUUUGUGACCACCGGGGAAGGAUAUCGCUGCCGUCAUCUCUGGUUGUUUUAUUUCCAUGGAGCAACACAAGCCUUCAUGCACCACAAUAAUGGUUGGUUAUCCUCCAUUCUGAUUUGAUAUUUCAUGUCAGUCGGCCAUCAGUUUGGCAGUGUCAAAUGUAGCAUCACAUUUGUCGACAUCGUGAGAUGAUAUAUUGUAGCUGUACAUAAUUGUACGGUGCAAAGUGGGGGGGGGGGGGCUUAAAUACGAAACUCAUACGGUGCAAGUCUUUUCUUUAGGAAGUUGACCUAAUCUGGGUAUUCAGAAUACAUUAUAAAUAUUUUGAUUUGUGAAAUAAAAAGUGAGAUCUUAUUUGGA
Salvelinus namaycush (lake trout) is the source of this 4514-nucleotide messenger RNA. Its product is annotated as NADPH--cytochrome P450 reductase-like. The coding region runs from base 1964 to 3901 and encodes 645 amino acids. NCBI's taxonomy places the organism in Eukaryota, Metazoa, Chordata, Actinopteri, Salmoniformes, Salmonidae. Gene Ontology annotation, biological process: response to hormone. Gene Ontology annotation, cellular component: cytosol. The transcript is spliced from 19 exons. Gene Ontology annotation, molecular function: NADPH-hemoprotein reductase activity; FMN binding; flavin adenine dinucleotide binding. The record is from RefSeq and is a predicted model, not a curated record.